Molecule: messenger RNA, 1014 nt
Organism: Physella acuta
Lineage: Eukaryota; Metazoa; Mollusca; Gastropoda; Physidae
Product: NADH dehydrogenase [ubiquinone] flavoprotein 2, mitochondrial
Biological process (GO): mitochondrial electron transport, NADH to ubiquinone
Cellular component (GO): respiratory chain complex I
Molecular function (GO): NADH dehydrogenase activity
Source: RefSeq, a predicted model, not a curated record
UUUAGUUUCAGUUUCUGCAGUACAUUAACCAUUUCCGGUAAUAGUAGAAGGUCAGCAACUACAAAUAUCAACAAUGUUAUCGUCUUUUCGAAAGGCUGUUUUGUCAUCAGCCGGACACAUACGUACCUUCUAUGGCUCUGCUAAUGUGUGCAGUGACAAAAUGUUUGUUCAUAGGGAUACCCCAGAUAACAACCCACAAUUACCUUUUGAGUUUACACCAGAAAAUAUAAAGCGAGUCAACACAAUAAUUGCAAACUACCCCAAAGGUCACGAGGCUGCAGCUUGUAUUCCUUUACUAGAUCUUGCUCAGAGGCAAAAUAAUAACUGGCUGCCCAUUUCUGCCAUGCACAAAGUUGCAGAGAUAUUAAAGAUGCCAAGAAUGAGGGUGUACGAGGUAGCAACAUUCUACACUAUGUUUAACAGAGAACCCGUUGGUAAAUACUUUGUCCAGAUUUGCACCACAACACCCUGUAUUCUGGGAGGUGUCGGCUCUGAUGUUAUUUUGGAAGCUAUUAAAAACAAUCUAGGUAUUGAUGUUGGUCACACAACAAAAGACAAAAUGUUUACCCUGGCUGAAGUUGAAUGUUUAGGAGCUUGUGUGAAUGCCCCAAUGGUGCAGAUCAAUGACGACUAUUAUGAAGACCUGACAGUGGAUGACAUAAAUAGAAUUCUUAAUACACUGAGGGAUGGCAAGAAACCCAAUCCAGGACCACAAAGUGGUCAGAACAACAGAUUUGCCUGUGAACCUAAAACAGGUUUGACCUCUCUGAAAGAACCACCAACAGGUCCAGGUUUUGGUGUUAGGGCUGAUUUAUAGUUUCCAAUUAACAAUUUAGGUGAUAAAAUAUAGGCACUAGUAGAAAGAAAAUAACAUUUAAAGGAAAUGAAUGUGCUGAUACAAGUAAAUUUCUUUUUCUUGUAGGCAACAUUUACAUGACUGGCUGAUAAUAAAAUGUGUACAUAUUUUGACUGUAAGCAUGACUGACCUGCUAUUAAAAAUUGUGUUACUAUUUU